Lodderomyces beijingensis is the source of this 2322-nucleotide messenger RNA. The record is from the annotation of a GenBank genome assembly. NCBI's taxonomy places the organism in Eukaryota, Fungi, Ascomycota, Pichiomycetes, Serinales, Debaryomycetaceae.
AUGGUGGAAGUUGAAGAGAUCAUAGAGGAGCCAAGUGUUGCUUCUGUGGAGUCGUCUCCUGAAAAGACCAAGACGCCAAAACACGUGAACGACGACGGGUUAGACCAUCGGACAUUGUUUGUGCGGGCAAUACCAUCGGAAGCCACCUCGGAUCAACUAUCUGAGUUCUUUUCUCAAUUUGUGCCCGUUAAGCACGCAGUGAUUGUCACCGACGAGAACAAAGCGAGUAGAGGAUUUGGGUUUGUCUCCUUCACUGAAGAUGACGACACGUUGACUGCCUUGGUUGAGUCACGAAAGACCAAAUUCCAGGAUCGGUUCUUGAGGGUGGAUAUCGCCAAGAAGAGGGAGAGGAAAAACAAGGAUCAAGCAGAUGGUGGUGGGAAUGGCGCGUUUCGCGAGCGAACUAAAGCCGAGCCGGUGGAGAAACGAAGAGCAAGAUUGAUCAUCCGGAAUCUACCUUGGAGUUGCAAAAAACCCGACGAGUUGAAGAAGAUAUUCUCAAAGUAUGGAGCUGUUUUCGAUGCAUAUAUACCAAAGAAGAAAGGCGGUCAAAUGUGCGGGUUUGCGUUUGUUGUGAUGAAGAAGUUUGCCGCUGCUGAAAAGGCUGUUAAGGAGGCGCAGGGUUUGAAGAUUGACGGUCGAGAAGUUGCUGUUGAUUUUGCAGUUGAAAAGUCAAAGUGGGAGGAGAUCAAGGAAGAAGAUGGAGAGACACAAGCCGGAGACGUGGAUGUGUCUGAUGGUGGUGAUGACAAUGACGACGAUGAUGAUGGGGACGGCGAAGCCGCCGGUGGAUUAGGUGACGUGGACGCAGAUGAUGACGAAGAUGACGACGAAGAUGAGGAAGAUGAAAAUGAAAACGAAGAUGGGGACUUUGACAAGUUGAACGAAAUCAAUUCUGAUGACGAAGUUGGCUCGGACGAGGAUGUGGAUAUUAAAGUCGACGGUGAUGAUGAUAAUGAAGAGGAAUCUGAAGGGGAAGGAGCAAAAUCAAGAGCCCCCAAAAAUAGACAAGAAGCUUACUCCAUCUUCGUCCGUAACAUUCCCUACGAUGCCGACGAGGAGACCUUAAAAGAGCACUUUGAGUCAUUUGGACCUGUGAAAUAUGCUCUUCCUGUGGUGGACAAACAAACUGGUCUCGCGAGGGGCUCGGCGUUUGUCGCGUUCAAAACUGAAGACGCCUAUCUCGAGUGUCUCGAAAACGCACCUUCGACCUCGGGAGCUGCUUCCAUGUUGAUCGCCGACGACGUGUCACCCCAGUAUGUGUACCAGGGCCGUAUAUUGUCUGUCGCGUCUGCAGUUGACCGACAAUCGGCUAGUCGGCUAUCCGAACGCAAUUCAUUGAAGAGAAAAGAAGAUUUGGGCAAAGCUCCCGGAGAAAAGGAUAAACGAAAUUUGUACUUGUUGAACGAAGGCAGAAUCACGGAAAACUCCAAGUUAGCCCAAUACAUUUCCAAAACCGAUCUCGAGUUGCGAGAAAAGUCCUAUAAAUUGCGUGUUCAGCAAUUGAACAAGAACCCAACUUUGCACUUGUCAUUGACCAGAUUGGCCAUUAGGAAUUUGCCCCGUGCAAUGAACUCAAAAGCGUUGAAAGCGUUGGGAAGGAAAGCAGUGGUGCAGUUUGCAACUGAAGUGAAAGAAGGCAAGCGUCAGCAGUUGUCCAAGGAAGAAGUUUCACGGUCAAUCAAGCUGAAAAAGGAGCUUCAAGAGGAAAUUGAGGAAAAAUCGAAAAACUCCAAGCAUAAAGGUGUCGUGAAACAGGCUAAAGUCAUUAUGGAGGUGAAAGGUUCGGGAGAAUCGGGACGUAGUAGAGGCUAUGGGUUUAUUGAAUUCCGGGACCACAAGGCAGCACUACAGGGCUUGAGGUGGUUGAAUGCUCACGAAGUGUCAAACGAGGAGAUUUUGGAAGGCAUGACUGACGAUGAAAAGAAAGUGGCCAAAUUAGAAGGUCUCAGCAAGAGAAGACUCAUUGUGGAGUUUGCUGUUGAAAAUGCCCAAGUUGUCAAGAGGAGAAGGGAAAAGGAGAUGAUCAGUAGGAAAUCCAACAAGGAUGGCGGUGACAAAGAGCUGAACUCUAGGAAGCGGAAGAGAGAUGAUGAUAAAGAUGGAGAUGGAGAUGAGGUUCAAGAGAAAAAUGGCGGCAAGUCUGCCAAGAAGCAAAAGAGGAAAGGAAGCCUGAAGAAAGGCAAUAUGAACAAGGGAGGCAAACCGAAGGAAGGCCCCGUUUCCAAACCAGUUAAGGAACCAAAGAACAAAUCUGGCCUCUCUGACAAUAUCAAGCUGAUAAUUGGCCAAAAAAGGAAAAGAAGAAAGGGUAAAAAGUGA